Diplodia corticola is the source of this 1710-nucleotide messenger RNA. RefSeq names its product delta(24(24))-sterol reductase. The record is from RefSeq and is a predicted model, not a curated record. Gene Ontology annotation, biological process: ergosterol biosynthetic process. Gene Ontology annotation, molecular function: Delta24(24-1) sterol reductase activity. Gene Ontology annotation, cellular component: endoplasmic reticulum membrane. Bases 1 to 1710 code for a protein of 569 amino acids. NCBI's taxonomy places the organism in Eukaryota, Fungi, Ascomycota, Dothideomycetes, Botryosphaeriales, Botryosphaeriaceae. The transcript has 4 exons.
AUGUCUCAGCGAGUGACGCGUUCGCAGACGGGAGCCACGCCCAGGAAGCCCUCCCAGCCGGGAUUCGUCGAAACCCCCGGUCGCCGCCGCACGACGCGAAAAUCUGUUCUCCAGUCUGCCGACGGCGAUUCCUCUGAGAACGGAACGCCUAUUCCCGAUGCUGUCUCGAUCAAGACCGAAGAGCCCCUUUCGAACGGUACCGCCAACGGCUUCGCCAAUGGUCACGCGAACGGAUUCGCCAACGGAUUCGCGAACGGUCACGCGAACGGCCACGCAAACGGCCAUGCGAACGGCCAUGCGAACGGCCAUGCGAACGGCCACGCGACCAAUGGCCAUGUCAAGGACGAGAAGCCUAAGAAGCAGGUCGUCGACCCGACCAUGACGGAGGUCUCACCACACUUCGAGUUUGGCGGCUCGUGGGGCACGGGAGCCAUGAUGAUUGGCUUUCCGAUGUUGAUGUACUACAUGUGGUUGGGCGCGACAUUCUACGGCGGCCGUCCUCCUACACCGGCUGAGGGCCAGAGCCUAGGAGAGUUUUUUCAGCAUAUGUUCCAGAUGUGCUACGAGCAUGCGUUCCCCCAUGCGCGCGCCUGGACCAUCUACUGGACCUUCAUGACCAUCCAGAUGGUCUUCUACCUGUUCAUGCCUGGCGUGUACUCCAAGGGCCAGGCGCUGCCGCACCUUGGUGGCAAGCAGCUCGACUACUACUGCUCUGCGGUUUGGAGCUGGUACACGAGCAUCGCUUUGGGCUUGGGUCUGCAUUACACUGGCCACUUCAAGCUAUACACCUUGAUCGACGAGUUCGGGCCUCUCAUGACCGUUGCGAUUAUCUCGGGUUUCUUGAUGAGCUUCUAUUUCUACAUUAGCGCUCAUAUUCGUGGUGCCACUGUUCGUAUGACGGGCUACCCGGUCUAUGACUUCUUCAUGGGCGCUGAACUGAACCCGCGUCUCUUUGGAUGGCUAGACUGGAAGAUGUUCUUCGAAGUCAGAAUGCCUUGGUUCAUUCUGUACUUCCUCACUCUCGGCACGGCGGCGAGGCAAUAUGAGAACUACGGCUACGUCUCUGGCGAGGUUUGCUUCCUUGUCAUGGCCCACUGGCUCUACGCGAACGCUUGCUCCAAGGGCGAGGAGAUGAUUGUCACGACCUGGGACAUGUACUUCGAGAAGCUUGGCUUCAUGCUUACAUUCUGGAACCUGGCCGGCGUGCCGCUCAGCUACUGCCACUGCACUCUGUACCUCGCCAACCACCACCCAUCUGAAUACGCGCACUCCAAGUGGCUCCUCGCGGUGAUGUUCCCUGCCUACCUGUUUGUUUACUGGGUCUGGGACACGGCGAACAGCCAGAAGAACCACUUCCGUCGCAAGGAGCGUGGCUCCGACUACGACCGCAGGACGUUCCCGGUUCUUCCCUGGCGCGAGGUGCACAACCCCAAGGUCAUCCAGACGGAUACCGGCAAGGACCUUCUGGCGGACGGCUGGUAUGGGCUUGCGCGCAAGGUGCACUACAGCUGCGACCUGUACUUCGCGCUCAAUUGGGGCCUCAUUUGCGGUUUCGCUAGCCCUUUCCCGUGGUUCUAUCCGUUCUUCUUCAGCUGCAUGAUCGUGCACCGUGCGGCUAGAGACAUUCAGCGCUGCAGGGAGCGGUAUGGGCAGGCGUGGAAGGAGUAUGAGCGCCAAGUGCCGUAUCUCUUCAUCCCCUAUGUUAUCUAA